Cyclopterus lumpus (lumpfish) is the source of this 5620-nucleotide messenger RNA. RefSeq names its product plakophilin-3-like. The record is from RefSeq and is a predicted model, not a curated record. Gene Ontology annotation, cellular component: adherens junction; plasma membrane; nucleus. Gene Ontology annotation, molecular function: cadherin binding. NCBI's taxonomy places the organism in Eukaryota, Metazoa, Chordata, Actinopteri, Perciformes, Cyclopteridae. The transcript is spliced from 13 exons. Gene Ontology annotation, biological process: cell-cell adhesion; cell-cell junction assembly. Bases 29 to 2617 code for a protein of 862 amino acids.
CGCGCUCGCCCUGACGGUCCCCCCCUCCAUGAGUAAACCCACCCUGAACGUCCCGCCUCCAGGCGGCCAAAGUCCCGACCCGUCUUCAUUUCGCAGCAGACACGCGCAGACAGCGGAGCCUCUCACCGUUUCGAGCCGCGCGCCCCCCAACCCGCUCCGCCGCAGGACUAUCGGUUCCCCCCACUCCUCCGCCGCCCCCCAUCUCUACUUGACUUUCUUUGCCCCGGUGGUGUGUGCUUGUUUCCCGACACUAGUCAGGAUGAGUGUGGCGGUGUCGGAGGGAUGUUUUCUGUCCGCUCUGCAGCCCAAAACCUCCUGUACCGCGUAUGUGGUUCCGUCGGACCCGUCUCCGGACCCGAUGGCCAAAGCCAGGAGGGUCCGGGAGCAGGUCCGCAUGCGGCUGGCGGAGAAGAGGUCCUCCUCCAUGCCCAGACUGGACGACGCGCCGAUCGGAUCGACAGACUACAACCUUCCUGAGGCCAAGAGCAUUUCCCACACCCUUGGUUUCAGUUCCAGAUCCAUGAUACACACACCCAGCCGCGUCAUGGCGAUGCCCACAGUACCCCUUCGCUCAUCUGGUUUCUCCUCUCGCUCUGCUGUGGAAACCAGUUCCAAGGCGGGCCAUAAAGCAACCAGCGUGGUCCAGAGCAGCUUCCUGUCCUCCCAGCAGUCCCACAGCAGAAACAGACGCUCCAAGUCAGUGUGCCAAGCAGACCAGGAGGCACUUCCCAUCACUGUGUUGCCUCAUCCGGAAUACUUGAUCACCGUGCCUCCCCUCGGCACCCUUCGGCGUAGCCUCAGCGGGACACUGGCCCAAGACAGAGGCUACUGGCAGGAGGAGGAGCUGCCAUGUCAGUACACCUACAAGGGCCCCUCCCACCGCACCAUCAGCCGCAUCACCAACCGACAGCAGCACUACCACCAACAGCAGCAGCAGCAGCAGCAGCACCAUCAGCAGAGCUCUUCCUUCGGUCAGGAGGGCUGGGGGGGGACCGGCAGGGUUGUCCCCAUGGCGGGGGACGGCUGGGGAACACAGUGGCAGCAGCACGUGUCCAGGGCCAGCCACGGCAUGGGGACAGCGCAGUGCCAGGCCUCCCUCCACCGGGCCGCCUCGCUCCGCAGCUUGAGGAGCGUUGGGAAAGGCGUGGAUAUCUUGGAUGGAGCAUCGAUACACAGCAAUGACCCACUGGAAGAUAUGCAGAGUCUGGACAUGGCUACAGCUGUCAGAUAUCUGUCUGAGUCAGAUGCUGCCUUGCAAGUUAUGGGAGCUGCAUACAUACAACACCAGUGUUACCAUAGCAACGAAGCCAAACACCAGGUCCGUCUUCUGCAUGGCGUUCCAGGUCUCGUUCAGCUUUUCUCCAGUGACAACCAAGAAGUGCAGCGUUUUGCCACCGGCGCCACGCGGAACCUCAUCUACGAGAACGCCGACAAUAAGGCGGCACUCAUAGAUGCCGGCGGACUGAUGUGCCUCGUCAGCAUCCUCGGCAAACCGGACGAGGAGCUCCGGAAGACCAUCACAGGUGUCCUGUGGAAUCUGUCCUCCAGAGACAACCUGAAGGAGAAGCUGUCCAAAGCAGCUUUGUCAGAGCUGACGGAGAAAGUACUGAUUCCUCUGUGCAGCAGCGUCCCACUGAGUCCAUCAGAGAGAGACAUCUUCUACAACACCAGCGGCUGCCUCAGGAACUUGAGCUCAGUGAACGAGAGCACGAGGCAGAAGAUGAGAGACAUGCGAGGCCUGGUGGACUCCCUGGUGUCCUACAUUCAACAAGAGGACAGGGCAGACGACAAGGGUUUGGAUAAUUCAUUGUGCGUGAUGAGGAAUCUGUCCUACCAGCUUUACACGGAGCUUCCUCCCUCGGUCCGACUCCGUCUGGAGGGGCCGACGAGAGCCUCUGCCUCCGGGAAGGGCGAGGCCAUCGGCUGCUUUACUCUGUAUAACAAAAAAGACGCAGAGCGUAACCAGAAUCUGUCCAUACUGUCUGAGGUGUCCCGACAGCCUCGGGGGGCUGAAUGGCUGUGGCACCCUAGUGUGGUGGCGCUGUACAAGCUUGUUCUGCAGAACAGUGACAGCAGCGCCAACAGCCGUGAGGCGGCCAUCGGAGCCCUGCAGAAUAUCACUGCAGGAGAGGCCAGGUGGGCAUCAGUGCUGAGUGGAGUGAUGGUGGAGCAGGAGAAGAUGCUGCCCAUUCUGCUUGAUCUGUUAGACACCAACAGUGAUAUCGAGCUGAGGCCCCUGACCGGCCUGCUGAGAAAUCUGGCCAGACACUCUGCCAGUAAAGACUACAUGGCUAAGAUCAUGGUGAACGUCCUGGUUUCCAAACUGCCCAGUGAUGGCCUUCAGAAAACGUCAUCCUGCGAGGUGGUGGUCAACAUCUGUGGAGCCCUCAAUCACCUGGUCACCUGCAGUUCCUUGGCAGCCCGCGACGUCUCAUACUUCAACGGCCUGCCGAAACUGAUCGGCAUCAAGACAAUCCACGAUAACAGCUCUGGAAGUCUAAAAGCUGCCAGAGCAGCCUCGACUGUCCUGUGCAACAUGUUCCAGUACAACAAACUGCACAAAGACUACAAACUGAAAGGAUUUUCCAGACGAGACUUCACAGAUGUCACCGUCUAGGCCGCAGCACAUUACCUGAUUCAUUCAGAGCUUUUGGCCUCAGCUUUCAGGUUGCCAUGAGGAAAAGAUGGGGAACAACGGGGUCGGACGAGGUUGGGUUUAAUGAGGAGAGCAGAUUUAACUGUGAUGGACCUGCUGGGAAGAGAGAAAAAAAAAUGGACCAGAGCCAAUGGAAUGAUGGACUUAAAAGUUUGAUCCUCUUUCAGGUUGCUGUGUGUUUAUCUUGGCGUAGCUUGCAGCAGAUAGCCUGUGUAUGUGUGGAGACUUCAUGAUGUCCACACAUACAGUGGACUUCGCCCCCAAAACUACUACUCUUUGUGUGUAUUAGGGUUUAACUGAUAUGUUUUUUUUGACACUGACACUGAUUCCAAUUACUUUCAUUUAUGUAUAUCAGCGUUCAGCAACAUUAAUUCAGAGAGAGAGAGAGACCGACAGACAAUAGUGCCUCGUAAUAUUUAGGACACGGUUAGAGAAUGCUGGCAGAUACUAGUAUCUUUCUAGGUACUAGCUCAAGGGAUAGCAAAAUAAGUAUCCAUCUCCCUCAGCUGUACUUUAGCGCUAAUUAGCAAAUGUUCGCAUACUGACCAGCUAAACUGAGACUAAGAACAUUGUAAAACUUUUUUUUAUGCUUAAUAUCAGCACAUUAGCAUUGUCACUGUGAGCGUUUCUGCAUAAUGAUGUUAGCACUUAGCUCUUAGCACUCAACUUAGCGUUGCUUUUCGGGAGUCUUUUUUUCAGAUGUUAAAGUUGUGGCGUUACCAUUUUCAUUCAAAAUAAAAACAGGAAACAGCUCCCGGUUUCAUUUAAAUGGUGCUAAAUUAAAACAUUUAAGCAUAUCUAUUGCCUCCACACAGCCCUCAACAUGGCAAAGGCAAACUAGCGGCUCACAGCUGACCGGGCUAACAGCGACAGUGCUGACAGAGCGAACAGUGUUUAUCUGGGGGAACCGGAGGUAUUUUGAAUUUGAUGCUUCCUUAAACUUGUGUCGUUUGCGAGACGGCGUUAUCGGUUUUACCUCACAAGCUAGCUAGCUAUGCUAACAUGCAAGCACGGCCAGACCCUCUGUGUCAACAAAGCCCAAAGAAGCUCAGAUAACAACACAGACACAGAGGGAGAGUGACCAGCUAGACAUUACUCCACUAUCAUUUUUACAUAGCAAAUCAUUGUUUGCUGCUACAUUCAUGCUCUGAAUAUUGUAAGGAGAACCUUUAAGUGUAGAUAUCAACUAUUCACAUCUUGUUCAUUGGAUGUUUUGCAUUUUUUUAAUUUGCCUAUUUUUGGUUGUUUUACGUCUAUCUUUCCUGGGAAUGGUCUUAUGCACAGGAACUUAUGCAUUUGAUUAUCAUUUGAUAAAAGAAGCACUGGAGAGACAGCACGAGGGGCCACCGUGGCAUUGCGAGGAGCGUCAACUACACCUCAGCAGACAUACAAAUUAUUGGCCAAACAACUGCUUGUUCAGCUUUUGACCACAGAAGAGCAGUGCAGAAAUACCACCAAAGCACUAAGCGUGGAGUCAAAACACAAAUUAACCAAAACAAAGCAUUUAGCCUGUCUCCACAGGAUAGUAUCUUGAGGCUCCCAAUGAGUAAAAUAUGACCUAGAAAAAUAUACUGUUUGCAGUGGACUAGGAUCAAAGAAAAUAGUGUGUUAUUUCAGAAUUAAAUCAGAAACUCCUCCUCUUUCACAUAUAAUCCAGUCGAACAAUGUUAGAUUAAAAGGAGAAGCCUCAGAAUUACAGUAUGUCUGCUGAGAGGACAGUAGGAGCCAACAAGGGGAUUUCUGUAGAAGGACGUGUGUGGGAGAGCACGGUAACCUUCAGACCUGCUAGGAAACUGCAGGCCAGCAGCAGAACUUAUCUAGCAGAUGGAGGAAGGGAGGGGCCCAACUGGGAAAUGAAAGGCCUAGAUGUGUCGUGGGAAAAACUGGAGAGGGGGCUUCAACCCCUCAGGUUCUGCCGAGUGAAGCAUUCCCUCUAGUGACCAGCAGGGGGCGACUCCUACAGUUGCAAAAAGAAGUCAGCUUGUAUAGAAGUCUAAGAGAAAAUGACUGUACUUCUCUCUUGAUUUAUUAUCUCUGUAUGGUUCAUUUAGAGUCAAAUAGACGAUAAAGGAGGGUAUGGUUUAGGACGGGCUUACUGUGAUUGACAGGUUGCUGCCACUACCAGAGCCGUAUAUGCCGUCUCAACGUCACUCCUACACAUUCCAAAUACGGUAACUUCCAUUCAUUGGUGAUGAAAAAAAACAUGGCGUUCGGCCGUAUUCCAAGAUGGCGACGGCAAACUCGAGGCUUCAUGACAGCGGUCUACAAACCAAUGGGGCACAACUUUGUUUUUUACAUUUUAUUUAUAAAACUAAUAAAUACAACAGUAAAUGUUUUCUGUGACUAUCUAUCAAAUGUAUCUGCGUUAAAAGGAGUCGUUGUCGUCGUUAGCCGAAGCCUCCCGAGGGGAAGGUGUAUCCCAUGAUGCACUGGCUCGAGUGUCAUCGAAACAGGCCGUGGGGGUGUGUGCUGAUGACAGUUGCCACUCAAUGGAAUCGCAUGACAACCUCGACUAUCCUGAUUGUAGAAAAUAAUGCGUAGAUUAUCCUUUGUGCUCUUGGACAGUAUUGUAUGGCACGCUGCAAUUUUUUUGUGUGAGUUAUAACAAUAAACAAUCAGUCAUACCGUUUCUAUUGAAAAAGUAAGUACAAAGCAGAUACAUAUGAAGGAACUAUAAUGUAAAAUAGUUUUGGGCUUCUUGAGAAGUGGCCAGGAAGUAACAUCAGAAGAGGAGCCCUAUACCCCUGAAUAAAUAAUUGUGCCUUGUAUGAAUGAAGGAGCUGCGUACAUUUUUAGACAAAAAAACAACAACCCCAAUAGGGUCCUGACUGAAAGAUAUGUAAAUAUUUUUUGAUCUGUAUUUCGCAACAGUGCUUAUCCCUCCCACAUGAACAAAUUUCAAAAGUCAAAAGGUCCUGAUCAAUAUUGUGUUAUGUGUGAUUUGAAUAAAUAUCUUAGAUUCAG